UUUCUAUAAAGCUGAAGAAGAACUAUUGGCCAACAUUAGCAACAAAAGGCUCACCGGCUCCUCCCGAGAAGCGCAUAGCUGGGGUCUUGGGACUCACCUGCCUUGUGUUGAUAUGCUUUAUUGUGUCAGUGAUUGUUAAAACUCCAGGUAAUAAUUCAAAAUCUCCAGAGUACAGUUGCGGCUCUUGCCCACAGGGGUGGUUCACUUACUCCAGCAGCUGCUAUUACUUUAGUGGUGAGAGAAAGAACUGGAAUGAGAGCGUGACCGCCUGUCAGGGAAACAACUCUCAGCUGCUCUACAUAGACAGUGAGGAAGAAAAG
This is a messenger RNA of Condylura cristata (star-nosed mole), 320 nucleotides long. Its product is annotated as NKG2-A/NKG2-B type II integral membrane protein-like. The annotation marks the transcript as partial. NCBI's taxonomy places the organism in Eukaryota, Metazoa, Chordata, Mammalia, Eulipotyphla, Talpidae. The record is from RefSeq and is a predicted model, not a curated record. Gene Ontology annotation, biological process: stimulatory C-type lectin receptor signaling pathway; positive regulation of natural killer cell mediated cytotoxicity. The transcript has 3 exons.